AUGUCGACGUUGUUAACUCCAGACAUCCUAGCCAUCGUGGACCCGCUAGUGUCGCAGAUAAAACGUCGACAAAUUACCGGCGACAAGGCCAUGGCCUUGGAAGUGGCUCACCUCUUGAUGAGAGUGAUUUCUGCCGCCAGAUGGACAAACCCUUACGAUCUUCUUGCGCUACUUCGCAAGGUCGGAACGAUUCUUAAUGGAGCCAGACCGCGUGAUGUAAUCCCGGGAAAUAUCGUUAGAAGAGUGUUAGCGUUGAUCAGAGACGAGAUCGAGACAGAAAAUGCUGGAGACAACACCCCCAUGAUCAGCUCCAUGUUCAGCUUACUCUCCACCACGCAAAAUACGAAAAAGAGUCUCACAGUGCAUACGAAAAAGCAGAGCAGCGACAUGAGGUCCAUCAUCAUUCAGGGAAUCCGAGACUUGAUCGAUGAGAUCUCCAACGUCAAGGAGGAGCUCGAGAAUAUGGCCGCAGACCUCAUCCACGAGAAUGAGGUGUUGUUGACUGCCACACCAACCUCUGACACUGUAUUGCAGUUCUUGAUAAAGGCCAGAGCAAAGAGAAGAUUCACGGUGUUGGUUACUGAGGGAUAUCCAAAUGACAUCCAAGAAGCCCAAAAGUUUGUAAAGACCUUGGCCGAAAACAAGAUCGAGACUGUUCUCAUCCCUGAUAGCACCGUUUAUGCGGUGAUGUCACGAGUGGGCAAGGUGAUUUUAGGAGCCAAGGCAGUUUUUGCCAACGGAGGCUGCUUGUCCAACUCGGGGGUGGCUAACGUAGUGGAGUGUGCCAAGGAGCACAGAACACCCGUAAUUGGAGUCACAGGUCUUUACAAGUUGUCUCCCUUGUAUCCAUUUAAUAGAGAGGACUUGAUCGAGGUGGGAAACACAGGCAAGGUUCUCGACUACAGUCAGUAUGAACUUGUGGAGAAUGUCGAAAUGGUGACCAAUCUGCUUGGUGACUACAUUCCCCCGGAACAUAUUGAUAUCUAUAUCACCAAUGUCGGUGGUUUUGCUCCGUCAUUCAUCUACAGAAUUGUGUUGGACAACUACAAGACGGAAGACACCAAUUUGGAAUAG
Messenger RNA from Sungouiella intermedia, 1074 nucleotides. The record is from the annotation of a GenBank genome assembly. NCBI's taxonomy places the organism in Eukaryota, Fungi, Ascomycota, Pichiomycetes, Serinales, Metschnikowiaceae.